Nicrophorus vespilloides is the source of this 696-nucleotide messenger RNA. RefSeq lists its product as uncharacterized. The record is from RefSeq and is a predicted model, not a curated record. The coding region runs from base 22 to 195 and encodes 57 amino acids. Lineage: Eukaryota; Metazoa; Arthropoda; Insecta; Coleoptera; Silphidae. The transcript has a single exon.
GCAGAGAGAGCGACAUUUAAGAUGUUCCACGUUUAUUGGCCGGCCACCGCCUGCCUAACACUAUUCUUAAUUGUCGGAGUCAUCAUGGUAAUGCUCAGAUACGGGCCUAGGUUGUGCAAGCUACGCCAUACAGCAUUGCCUACCGACGCCGAUUGGGAGGAGAAAGCUUUUGAACAGAAAGUUUCCAUUGGAUAAGCACGAAAAUUAAAGAUAUUUAACAUUGUUUAUUCAUCUCUCAGUAAAAUGAUACAACUGUUAAGCAAGCAAUAAACAUUUUAUGAAAAGAAUAAAACUUCAAAAGAACUGAACUGAAGAAUGCACAUUACAUGACUGAAAAUUUACUUUAAAGAAAACUUAAAAUUUACACAAAUUUGAUUAUUUUACUGAGAGUUGAUUAAACAGUACAUACAUUCAAGAUCAUGAACAACUAAAUAUCUAUUUUUUUUUUAAUUUUUGUGUAUACCUGAGACUGAUGAAAACGUGACAAAAGAAGCUUUUUCUUCUCAAUUUUGUUUUUAACUGCAUAACUAACAUAAUUUCGUUUAAAAGUUAUUAUAAAUAACUCUCACGUAGCAAAUGCUACAACCAUGUUCAAAGAGUUGAUACACAAAAGUGUUUAUGUAUUGACCAAGUCUAAUUACAAAAACAAUAACCAACUCUUUCUUUAUAUAUUUUUUUUUCGUACUAUAUGUUAUC